GUUCAGUUAGUCGCGACGCUUCCAGCCGUUAGCACGCAGCUUCGUUUUGGGUUGUGAAACGUUCAGUUCAGAAACCUGUUUCCCAUUGGUUGAUUCACUGGAAGUAAAGUUUCCAGCGAAAGUGAUUUUGUUACGUUGCAUAACUCUCUCUCGUUAGAAAAGAAGUUGUAAGAAAGAAAUAAAAACAAAAUGUUGACGAAAAAUCUUCUGUUGGUGGUUUGCCUGUUCGUGGCUGGCAGCUACGCGCAAUCGAAGGUCCCGGUGAACGUUUACUACGAAGCCCUCUGCCCGGACAGUGCCAAGUUCAUCAACCAACAGCUGUAUCCGGCGGUCCAGCAGUUCCGGAAUAACAUCGACCUGAAGUUCAUUCCGUUCGGUAAAUCUUCGUACAGGACGCAAGGUGCGGAUACGACCUUCGAGUGCCACCACGGUCCGAACGAGUGCUACGGCAACAAGGUGCACGCCUGUGGUCUGUAUCACAUCCAGGGAAAUUCGUACCAACCGAACAACACCCGGGAAGCGUUGAUCCUGGAGUACGUGAACUGUCUGAUGGAGCGAGCCCAGUUCAAGGAGGGUGAAUUCCCCGGCAAGGUGUGUGCCGAGAUGCACGAAAUUCACAACUGGGACAUCAUCGAACGAUGUGCGAACUCGACGGAGGGUAGCACACUGCUGAAGAACUAUGGCGACGAGACGGCCAAAUUGCAGCAACCUUUGAAGAGCGUUCCGACCGUCGCUUUCCGACAGACUUUUGACGCCGAUAACCAGCAAUUGGCGGUCCAAAACUUCCGAGCAGCAUUGUGCAAAAACCUGAAGCCCUCACCAGUUGAGUGUCGCAACAUCCCCGGCAGUGCUCCCAUGGGCGCUCCAUUUGGUCUCGUGACUCUUCUGUCUGUGAUCCUGGCACGAAUGUUCCACUAUUAGAGACCACAGGUCUUCAUCAGCAUUCACGUGGUGGUGCAUUUAACUGUGUUACUAUUUCGAAACGAACUCCGUCCGUACGGUACGCAAAUGUAGUAUUGUUUUCGUUUAAUCAAAGCUGUAUUUUGUCAGUUGUAAACACGUACAAUUUAUUGAGAAAUAAAGACCCUAUUCGCCUGUCAGUGGCAGACACACGAA
Malaya genurostris is the source of this 1116-nucleotide messenger RNA. RefSeq names its product GILT-like protein 1 (gene GILT1). The transcript is spliced from 3 exons. Gene Ontology annotation, molecular function: oxidoreductase activity, acting on a sulfur group of donors, disulfide as acceptor. The record is from RefSeq and is a predicted model, not a curated record. NCBI's taxonomy places the organism in Eukaryota, Metazoa, Arthropoda, Insecta, Diptera, Culicidae. Bases 190 to 921 code for a protein of 243 amino acids.